Schistosoma haematobium is the source of this 3836-nucleotide messenger RNA. RefSeq lists its product as uncharacterized. The record is from RefSeq and is a predicted model, not a curated record. The transcript has a single exon. Lineage: Eukaryota; Metazoa; Platyhelminthes; Trematoda; Strigeidida; Schistosomatidae. Bases 1066 to 1782 code for a protein of 238 amino acids.
AACAGAUAGGCCUGGCUAUAUCUUUAGAAAGUCUUACUAUGGACGUUUGUUGUCUAUCCAAGACUCGUAUUCAAGACUCUGGUGAAGUACUAUAAAUUCGCUCUUCAUCUGUUGCUUCAAAAAGCUUGUUUUGUGUGCGUUUAUCCGGGGACCCUGUGGCAUCUUCGUCCGGUCUGACUGGCGUUGGUGUCACACUAAGCGCUAGAGCUGAGGCAGCACUAAUCGAUUGGAUCCCCAUUAACAGUCGGUUAUGUGCUGUUAGAUUAGAAUGUUCCAUCGAAGUGAGAAGAAAUCGGCAUGAGAAACGAUGUCCUUUCGUCAACUCCGCCUGUGCCCGGACAGAUUGCAGCACGGAUACAAUCAAGCAUGAAUUUUACCACCAGUCAACCGUUCUUCUCCAGAAACUGCGUUCGACAGAUAUUGUAGUACUAGCCGGAGACUUGAAUGCUCAGGUCGGGCGUCUAGGCACAGAAGAGAGUCGUUUAGGUGGCCGAUGGGGACUCGUUGGUCUCAGGUCAGAUAACGGGGACCGUCUACUGCAACUUUGCACAGACCACAACCUGUUUCUGGCUAGCACUAACUUUCGGCGCAGUCAUCGCCGAUGUGCCACCUGGCGUCCUCCCUCUGCAUCUCAAGCCUGGACUAAGAUUGAUCACAUCGCGAUCAGCUACCGCUGGUGUGGUUGUGUACAGGACUGCCGCUCCUUUUGGAGUACCUAUCUGGACUCUUGUCAUGCCCUGAUCUGCGUCAAUCUUACCUUGCAUUUUAGUGGCCAACAAAGUGACUGCCAUCAACGGAUUGAUAUUAGCAAGCUGGUUGCAACUUCUGUUAGUAAGUAUCGAAUCGAGCUGGCUUCUAGACUAGCUACUGAUCCACCGAAAAGUGUAGACGAGCAUUCGUUGCAACUUCAUGACGCCAUAAAAAUGGCGAGUAAAGUCACUUGUGGGUUUGCGAAACGUCCCGCUUAUAAGCACUGUGUUUCUUCAGGCUCCUUACAACUCAUUGAAGCCCGUCGGUCUACUCCGGGUGACUGUGAGUUUGACCACAAACGAAGUAUGUUAAGUCAUGAACUCGGGCAAAGCUUGCGUAAGGACCGAGAAGCCUGGUGGUCGGAGCGUGCUAAUGAGCUGGAAGCAGCGGCCGCAUCUGAUAACUACCGGAAGCUCUUCCAAUUUACCUCCGGUUCUUUUUAAGGAUGUUGGUGAAUUUCUGACUAAGGAACUGACGACGUUGUUUACAAAGGUUUGGGAACUAGAGAGUGUACCAACGUCAUGGAAUGAGUCGAUAGUCGUCCCUAUCUUUAAAAAGGGUUCACGUCGUUCCUGUAACAACUAUCGGGGGAUACGUUUACUUCCGAUUGCGUCCAAGCUAUUGGCUUCUGUCAUACUUCGUAGGUUGUUCAAAACCCGAGAAAGAUUGACUCGCGAGGAGCAGGCUGGGUUUCGUUCUGGUCGAGGAUGUAUUGAUCAUAUCUUCACCCUCCGCCAAAUGUUAGAACACCGCCAUACUUUUCAAAGGCCAACAAUCGUAGUGUUUCUUGACAUCAGGGCUGCCUUCGAUUCGUUGGACAGGACUGUUCUCUGGUAUUGUCUAUUGAAGAAGGGUGUGCUUGAGAAGCUCAUUAACAUCUUGAAGACCCUAUAUACGAACACCUCAGGUAGAGUGAGGGCAUACAACCACCUAUCUCCAUUGUUCCAUUCAAGCAGUAGGGUUAGACAGGGUUCCCAAUCUCACCAUUCCUCUUCAACUUUGCCAUCGAUGACAUUCUGGAAACAGCUCUGAUGGAUGUAAGUAGUCGUCGUAUGGAUCUGUUGCCUGGAGCAAAAAGUCUCGACCUUGAGUAUGCGGACGAUAUUGUCUUACUGUGCGAUAAUGCCCAAGGCAUGCAAUCCGCACUUAAUCAGUUAGCAAUCAGUGUCCGUAGGUAUGUUAUGUGCUUUGCACCUUCGGAGUGCAAAGUACUUCUACAAGACUGGCAGGAUUCUAAUCCUGUACUCACACCCUGGGUAUUGAGCAGAUAGAAGUAGUCGAGAAGUUCGUGUAUCUGGGUAGCUGCAUAAGUGCUGGUGGGGGUGUGCGUGAUGAGAUCAAUGCACGAAUAGUGAAAGCCAGAGCGGCUUAUGCCAAACUGGGCCAUUUCGGCGCCUUCGUGAUGUUGGUCUGACUGUAAAAGGCCGGAUCUACAACGCGUCGGUGGGAGCAGUUUCGCUCUAUGCUUGUGAAACCUGGUCUCUCCGAGUUGAGGACGUUAGAAGACUCUCUGUGUUCGAUCAUCGCUGUCUCCCAAGGAUUGCUGACAUCCAGUGGCAACACCAUGUCAGUAAUGCAGAGGUUCGGCACCGUGUGUUCGGGCACAGAGAUGAUAAUUCAAUUGGUGUCACCAUCUUGAAACACCGACUUCGGUGGCUUGGACAUGUUCCAUUGAUGUCGUCCUAGAGAAUUCCACGUCGUGCAUUAUUUUCCGACUCUGGGACUGGUUGGAAGAAGCGGAGAGGUGGUCAGUGCAUGACAUGGUGUCGUGGUGUGAAAGAAAGCUGCAAAGGACUGGCUUCUGUUGGUCCUUCAUGACUCCCUGGUUGGGGUUCUGAGAUGGUGCAACACAGUGGCUAGAGAUGUUAUCACAAAUGGUUCAGACUAGAAGCCAGUGUCGAUCUUGAUGUAAGCUUCCUUUACUUUCUUUAUAAAAAGUGGUUGUAACUUCCUGAACUGAAAGAAUUCUUCUGACUGUACCUUUCCGUUUCCCCCAUUAUUAUUAUUAUUAUUAUUAUUAUUAUUAUUAUUAUUAUUAUUACACCACCUUACACUAAUCCAUUCGUUAUCGUUCUUUUUUUCUUCCUCUUCGAAUUCUCAUUGUUUUGUGUGGCGCAUAUAUAUAUUUGGUGCCCUCUUGUACCAAUAUUCAUGUGUUCAAAUAAAAUAAAAUAAAAAAUGCUUUGCGCGUGAUGGUGGUUUGUAACACCUGCAGUUGGUGUUAGUGCGAUGCACACUUUAUGACAUCACUAGUUGCAGUUGUCACAUUGCAUUCCAUCUUCGACUAGAAAAAACAUGUGGGUCUACCAAAACGAUGGUUUGCUCGCUCCAUCGAAAUUGUUAAGUAGGCUUAUGAAGAGAAUAACACGAAUAAUCUCUUUAAGCGCGGAAGACAGACGAAAAAAGAAAGAAGGGAAAAAGAUUCUCGGAAUAAUAGUGUUUCAAAAAUUCUAGAAGCGAUGGACACUGAACACAAAAGGCAACUGAAAAUCACCUAAAGACAGGGACAAUAAAACGGCUUGUCUCCCUACGUCUUCAUCAAACUCUUCACCUAGUUCUGCGAAAUCAGCACCCAUUACAACCAAAUAUGCUGAUGUACCAGCUUCCACAAAUUUAGCUACUAAUCCCACAAUCUCAUUCAUUUUGAAAACCAAUCGUAAAGAAAGACAAAUAUAGAUUCCAAAACGUCACAUCGAGUUCAUUGGUUAAUUUUCUUUCCGCUCUCGCGGACUUUGAACAUUAACUUUUUUUCACAUGGUUUUAUUUCUUUCUCUGUAUUUCUUCACUUCAAUUUAGUAAUAUUUAUAAGCGAAAUAUUCUAUAUUUUUGAAAGAGUUUUCAUUACUUUGGCACCUCAUCUUAGGACUGAACAUUAUACAUUUGGUCCGUUAGGUUUCAUUCUGUACACCUUUAUUCGUUCAUUAAUAUUCAUAUAUUAGCGAUUAACAGAUAUUAGACUCAAUCGUACCAUCAGACAUGUUACAUCUGCUACGGUCUAACAGUAGCUGUUCAAUUAACACGAAGGUAACGCCUCAGGGAUAUCGUCCACCGACAGAGGUUGCUGUGCACUUGAAAGUCAGAUCGUC